Molecule: messenger RNA, 449 nt
Organism: Medioppia subpectinata
Lineage: Eukaryota; Metazoa; Arthropoda; Arachnida; Sarcoptiformes; Oppiidae
Source: the annotation of a GenBank genome assembly
CGCUGGAACCGAUACCAAAGGGCUCUUUCGUAAUGGAAUAUAUCGGAGAGAUUAUCACAAUAGAAGAGGCGGACCGUCGCGGCCGUCAGUACGACGCCGAGGGAAUCACUUAUCUCUUUGAUCUCGAUUAUAACGAUGAGGUCGACGCCUAUAAGUACGCUCUCGACGCCACUCAUUGCGGAAAUGUCUCCCAUUUCGUCAACCAUUCCUGUGAUCCAAAUCUGGACACUCGGGUCGUGUGGAUCAAUAAUUUGGACCCAUAUAUGCCACACAUCGCGCUCUUUGCCAUCCGAAACAUCAGAGUUAAUGAAGAAUUAACUUUCGACUACAAAAUUAAUGUCCAACGAAUGACGAACGCCAACGACUCGUCCAUCUGUCCAUCGGAAGUGAGUUUCGAUUCGGGUAUCGAUGGGUCGACUGUUUGUGGCAAAGAACAGACCCGAGAGGAG